AUGUCGCGGCAGAUACCGCGCGCCGGCCCCAGCGGCCGAUCGCAGAUCAUUUCCGGGAACACGAGAGCAUCCGGUUUGAGACCGCCGAGUGCGUCCGGUUUGAGACCGCCGACGGCCGGCGGAGGACCGCGCGCCACCUCUUCGAUUCUGAGCAUAGCGAACAAGGGCGCGGCGAAGAAGCCGAAAGCUUGUAAGGAUCGGAAGAAGGAUGAGGAGGAGGCGGCGGCGGCUGCCGCGGCGGCAGCGCCCGAACCCGAACCCGAAGUCAAGUUACCCGCGUUCAGUAUGCAAGUUAAAUCGAAGAAGACGCAGAAGAAAGAGGAGAGGAUCAAGGAGACGGGAAAGAAGAAGAUGAUGCGAAGGAACAAACCGGCUGGUGAGGAUCUGAAUCAGAUGAAGGAAAUUAUGAAGAGCAUGAAGGGACAGAAUGUAUCGGUGCAGGAGUUCAUCGGGUUGAUUUCACCAUCGACCGGAGAUAAUGGGCAGCUUCUUCGUGACGUGCUGAACGAUGAGAUGAACACGUUCAGGAACACCUCGAGGAAGAUAUACGAGACGAUGUCGCAAGAUGUGAGCGACGUGCUCACGAAUCAGCACAUCCAGCUGACGGAGCACAGCCACGAGAUGUACAACGUCUAUUCGGACAAGAUGAUGAGAGCGAUCAACGAGAUAAAUCAGUGGUGCCCUGACUUUGAUUUCGACAAGUACUACACGCAGGUCGGAUACCUGGAUUUGAAAUUCCCGUUGGCGCAAGGACUGGAGAUGGACGAGGAUCAGCAGCAAGCGCUGCUCCGGCAGGAGGCUUACCACAGAUACCAGUGGCUGAAGACGGAAGGCGAGAGGAUGAAGGAGGAGAACAGCAGGUUGCAGGACAGGAUGAAGCAGCUGAAGAGGCAGCAACGCGAGGAGAUGAAGAUGGCCUCGAUCAGGGAACAGCAGGCCGAGGACGAAAGGAAGAAGCUGGAGCAGCAGCAGGAGCAGCUAGAGGAUAAAUUGGAGGAGUUGAAUGAAUCCGUGGAGAAGAUUAUAGUGGAGAAGGAGGUGGCCGCUGCCGAAGAGGUGACGCUUCAGAAGAAGAAAUCCAAGUCGGCGAAGUUGCCGAAGCCACGCGGUGAGCAACCGAAGGACGAUUGGGCUGUGAGAACUGCCGCCGAUAUGGAGUCGACCAAGGAGACGACCUCCCUGAAGAUGGAAACGAGCAAGGUUUCGCUGAAAUCGAAGGCCUCGCGCAGCAGGGUCGGCAUCAAGAAGAAGAAGGUUCGAGCGCCGCCGCCGCAGCAGGAAGGAUCGCCGUUCCAUUAUUCUCCGCCGAAGUCGCCGCAGGCUGGUGGAAGUCGUCAGCAGCCGGCCUCGCCGUUCCACUACUCUCCGGUCAAGUCGCCUCCGGCAUCUAGGGGUGGUCAGCAGCAGCAGCCUGCUUCGCCUUUCCAUUACUCUCCGCCGAGGUCUCCGCCACAGCAGCAACAGCAGAUGCAGGAUGAGGCAAGGGCCAUGUCCCCUGUAAGGACGACCAUGCAGACGACGACGACAGUAGAGAAUCCGCAGUCGUCGCAUCGAGGAAGAGCUCCGCGCGACAGCUGGGGCGGAUUCUACUGAUCCGCAGCAGGAAACGU
Molecule: messenger RNA, 1610 nt
Organism: Nicrophorus vespilloides
Lineage: Eukaryota; Metazoa; Arthropoda; Insecta; Coleoptera; Silphidae
Product: epsin-2-like
Exons: 4
Coding region: 1-1593 (530 amino acids)
Source: RefSeq, a predicted model, not a curated record